AUGAAUUUAUUAUCCACAAAUGGAGAUAAAUGGAAAAAAGAAAGAGAUAUUAGAAGAAAACUCUUUCAAGAAAGUAGAAAAGAAAAAAUAACAUCUGAAGAUAAAAAAGAAAUGAAUGAACUAGAUAACAUCAUAGAAGAUGAUGUAAAUAAUUAUUAUGAAAAUAGGUAUAAUAAUCAAGAAGAAACAGAAGUGGCAUGGCAAAACUAUGAAAGUAUUCAACAUGAAUAUGAAAGUGAAAAAAAAGAAACAAAUAAAGGGUAUGGAAUAGUAGAAACAGAUGAAGAAAAUGUUAAAGGAAAACAAGUAGAUUAUAAGGUAUUCUGUAAUGAGAAUACAGAGAUACCCUCUAUGAAUAUAGGACAUAUCAGGAUAGAAAACCCUGUAGAAAAUGGGUAUAUAGGCACCCCUGUAAAACUUGCUAAAAAAGGAAUAAGCAUCCAACCUGGAAUAGCAAAUGAUAGUCACAUAACGAUAAUGAAUAUAUCAAGUAGAAAUGUGAAAUUUAACAAGGGACAACAUAUUGGAAAUGUUGAAAAAAUACAGAAAAAUGAUGAAAAUUUUCUUACAAAAUUACCUGAUCUGAAAGAUCAGAAACAAAUUGGUCAUAUUCUUACAGAAUAUGUUGAUGUUUUUAGAGAAAAACAAGAGUAUGCAACUAGAGUAAAUAUUGAUGAAAUAUCUCCAAUAGAAUUAAACUUAAAAAAUGGAAUGAAAGAAAGUAAAAUACCAAUUGAAAAUACUGAAUGGAGAAGUUCUGCACUGGUAAUAACCAAGAAAGAUGGAACAAAGAAAAUAGCAAUAGAUUAUAGAAAUCUAAACAAAUACUUGGAACAAUAUAGAGAACCAUUACCAGACUCCAAACAGAUGUUGCAAACUGUUAGUAGAUAUAAAUACUAUAUUACUAUAGACAUAAAGUCAGCAUAUUGGCAAUUAGUAAUGCAUGAAAACUCAAAGAAAUAUUAA
Cetraspora pellucida is the source of this 966-nucleotide messenger RNA. Lineage: Eukaryota; Fungi; Glomeromycota; Glomeromycetes; Diversisporales; Gigasporaceae. The record is from the annotation of a GenBank genome assembly.